This is a messenger RNA of Sphaeramia orbicularis (orbiculate cardinalfish), 3838 nucleotides long. It is a transcript of the gene sall1b, whose product is annotated as spalt-like transcription factor 1b. The record is from RefSeq and is a predicted model, not a curated record. Gene Ontology annotation, molecular function: RNA polymerase II cis-regulatory region sequence-specific DNA binding; DNA-binding transcription factor activity, RNA polymerase II-specific. Gene Ontology annotation, cellular component: nucleus. Gene Ontology annotation, biological process: regulation of transcription by RNA polymerase II. Lineage: Eukaryota; Metazoa; Chordata; Actinopteri; Kurtiformes; Apogonidae.
AUGUCGAGGAGGAAACAACACAAACCGCAGCACAUCCAAUCUGAUGUAUUGUCUCUAAAUGAACACGUCGAUGAUGCUUGUCUCAGUUGGGACUUUCAUCCUGCAGUGGAUCCUUGUGUUCAUGUUUGCAAGCAAUGCUGUGCUGAGUUUAAUGCACUGUCAGACCUCCGACAACAUCAGAAUGAUUGCUCUCCAUGUCUUCCAGUUCUUAUUGUGAACGAGAACGAAGACCUGCUGUCCAGCCAUAGUUUUUCUGCAGCCUCAUUAUCAGCCAGUUGCUGGGCUGAGCUGGAGCACGACAACAUCCCGUCACAAGACAGAUCUAACAAAAAUGUUGAAUUCAUGGACAGUUUGAGCAGUAAAAGCAGCAUAGAAAGCCCAGGAAGCACCAAAAGUGACCAAUGUAGCAGCAGCAGCGAAUCUAAGACAGACACUGUUCAUUGUUCCUCAGUUUUUCCAGCAGCUUUACCUCAGUCCAGCUGCACUGUUGACCAAGGAGGAUAUUCAUGGAUGGCGAGUAACGUGAUCAUUGAAAACCUCGAGAGCACUAAAGUCGCCAUGUCCCAGUUUUUGCACUCAGACAGUCACCACAGUAAGACUGCCAUCUCAUCUCUGCUGCAGCAGCUCCUUGCCCUGCAAAUACAGCAGAUUCACCAGCUACAGCUAAUUGAUCAAAUUCGUCACCAGGUCCUGUUGUACGCUUCUCACAGAGCUGAGACACCAGAGCCCAUGGCACUGUGCGCCCAGGACCAGUCAUUUUCAAAGUCAACAUAUCAGCUCCAGACUCUUAGUGCUCAUCUGUCGCAGCAGCUAGCUGCAGCUGCAGGGAUAGCAAAGUGCUUGUCCACUCAAUCUGCUAACAUGACUGACUUCAAGCUAUUUACAGGUACACAACAAAGUCAAACUGGCAUGAGAGAUUUGCUGUCAUCCUUAGAAGCCUCUAGACUCAUAACUUCUGUUCACAGACAGCCCAAAUUCAAUGUUUUGUCUCAUUCUAAAAUGUCCUCUUUAAUGUUUAGCAAUAACAGCUUUGUCAAAAAGACCUCAGAGACCUCACAGUCACCUCAGCCUUCAUCAGCCACCAAGGAAACAGCAUCUGAUUCCAUUCAAAACAUCAGUGCAGUUGUAGAGGAUUUGGAUGCCCUGGCAGUCUUGGCCCAACAUAGUCUUUCAGAACCAAAAAUCUCCUCAGAAAAGUCUUUCUUCAAACACAAAUGCCAGCUUUGCACCAAAGUUUUUGGGAGUGACAGUGCUUUGCAAACUCAUCUACGGUCACACACUGGAGAAAGGCCAUACAAAUGCAACAUAUGUGGAAACAGGUUCUCCACUAGGAGUCACUUAAAAGUGCAUUUUCAAAGGCACAAAGACAGGUACACCUGCAUCCCAGUGAAGCCUCAACCUGUUCCAGAGCAUGAAGUCCAGAGGAUGUGCCACACUGUGAUUCUUUCACCAGAGAAAGCCAACAAAAGCUGGAUGACAGGACACUAUCACCUGUAUUAUGUUCUUUUCCAUUAACAGUUAGGGUCUUUAAUCAAGAAGGAGGAGCAGCCAAUUUCCAUUACCAUUCCUCUUACUCCAGGAGAACUAAACUUUGAUUCCCAGGCUUCUCCAAACUUUGAGUCAACAGCCAGUCCUGCAAAGACUUCAGGCUCAGUUGAGACAAAGUAUCAGAGAUCAAUGAAUUCAAGAUUCAGUUCAGAAGAAUUUGUACCCAAUCCAAAUCCUUCCUUAUUUGAGGUACUCCACUUGUCAAAAGACCCCCAGCUCCAGUCACAACCUGAAGACAACAAAAGAAUGACAGACCUCAAUGAGUGCAUCAUCUGCCAUCGAAUCCUCAGUUGUCAGAGCGCUCUGAGGAUGCACUAUCGCACUCACACAGGGGAGCGUCCAUACCAGUGUAAACUGUGCAGCAGGGCCUUCACCACCAAGGGAAAUCUGAAGACACAUCAAGUUGUUCACCAUACAGCCGUCCCAUCAUUGAGGGUCCAGCACUCAUGUCCCAUUUGCCAAAGGAAGUUUAUAAAUGCUGUCGUCUUGCAACAGCACAUACAGAUGCAUAUUGAAGCUCACAGUUCAGACAUUUUUUUCAGUGGAAACAAUCGGAAAUUUUGUGAAACACUCAAAUGUGUGUCUACUUUCUCCACUUCAUCAUCAUCUGAAAAAGAAUGCACUGGUGAUCACAAGAAGCUAACCAACAAUGGGCUACUCAAGUGGAUCAAGACAGAAAGGCUGGAAGAAUCAAAUGAAGGAUUCUGUCAAACUAAUAGCCAACUUGAUGCUAAAACAACUCAAUGGAAUAGUUCGUUCCCAGUGUCAGAGAAUCAAGCAUCAAUCUCAAGGCUGGACGAACCAGUACAAACAUGGUUUGACCCUUCCUCUGUGAUGGUGUCUAGACCGGCAACAACCUCCACUAACAUGAAAUUAUUCACAAGUAUUGAAGAUUCUCAAAGGCAGAUUUCCAGCCCACGUGAAAAGGGGUUCUUCAAGAAUUGUGACUUAUGUGGAAAGAGUUUUGCUUGUCAAAGUGCCUUGAAUAUUCACUACAGAAGCCAUACCAAGGAGAGACCGUUCAUCUGCACAACAUGCAACAGGGGUUUUUCCACCAAGGGGAAUCUCAAGCAACACAUGCUGACACAUCAAAUCAGAGAAUUCUUACCGAGUCUCUUGGAGGCUUCAUAUCCAAACCAACCACAAGCUCUGAAGAUGGAGAUGAAUCCUGUCUUCAAGCCCUCUGUUUGGAACAGCAGAGGUCAUUGUGGUCUUUCACUGAGCUCCUCCACAGGUUCUCUUCCUCCUCCUCGCCGGACGCCUAAACAACACCACUGCAAGACCUGUGGAAAGAGCUUUUCAUCCUCUAGCGCUCUACAGAUCCAUGAAAGGACACACACUGGAGAAAGACCAUUUGUAUGCACAGUCUGUGGACGAGCUUUUACCACCAAAGGAAAUCUGAAGGUUCAUAUGGGUACCCACAUGUGGAACAGCGCCCCCAGUAGGAGAGGUCGUAGACUGUCUGUAGACAGAUCAUCGAUGGGGUUUGGGACACGUCCUGUGAAACUUCCUGAGCCGCCACAGAAGCAAUCAGCGUUGACCUCAAACACUAAUGUGAAUCACUGGAACCGAAGUCCAGAGCUUUUGUCCACGAGUUUGCAGACGAAUAACACAGGUGGAGUUCAGAGUGGAGACUCAUCCUGCACAUUAUCACCCAAAGGAACAAAAGACACAACCCCCUCUGAAUCCACAGCUCUUAAUCUGGGUAAACUAUGUCAAGUAGACCAGAGUGAACUUUAUUUCAUAAUUGGGAGGAAUCAUAAUUAAACAGAUAGGUAUGAAAUUAAGGCCAUAUUACUGGGAUGUCUGGAAAAUUAAAAGUUCACAUAAAUGUUAAAAGAAUUAGUUUUGCUCUGUUUUACAACUGACAAAUGUGUAUAUUUUUAGACUUUUCACUAUGCAGAUGUGUGUGUGUGUGUGUGUGUGUGUGUGUGUGUGUGUGUGUGUGUGUGUGUGUGUGUGUGUGCUUCAGUCUCCAGCUUGUCUUUGUUUUAAAUGCUAUUCCCUUUAAGUGACUUUCUCUGAGUUGCUUUGUGUAAAUUCUGAGCUAAUUUCUAUAAAUAUAGUUAUACUGGAUCACUGGAUUCUUUUUGACAAAACAUCUGAUCCUUUAUUUAACUAAAAAGUUAAAUUUAAAAAAAAGUCCUCAAUGAUCCAUCCUAUUGAAGUAAAAGUAGUAAAUGAAUGUAGUGAAUGAAGUAAAAGCACUGGCUUUGUCUCUCUGACUUUUAUAUUAUUAUACUGGACAUCACUAUAUAUUUGAUAACACAUCAGUGUUCCUGCUGUGGGU